AUUUUGUUUAGUUAGUUUGAUUCGGAGGAACUUUUCAUAAUUUUUCGUUAAAUUUUGUGCUACAUAUUUCGAAAAAUACUUUAUAUUUUUCAUAUUCAAGUGUUUAUAAAAACCUUAAAAUUCAUUAUGAGUUCAUUGCUUUUGACCGAGACAGUUAAUUUUGAAGACACCAUCUCAGACACUUACAUUCUUGAUCUUAAAAUCUCCAAAACUUGGAUCCGUUCAAUUGUUGAUUGGGCGAAGCCAUUAUCGUUUGAUAAAAAAUACGAGUUUUAUAAUUCGAUUCGUACUAUGAUGGAAUGGUUGACUUCUGUUGAAACAGAUAUCAUUACUUUGACAUCAGAGCCACCGCAAAAUUUGCUCAGCAAAAAAGGCUAUCUGUUAUAUUUGCGUAGUCUGAUGCGAAAAAUUAAAGACAAUAAGAAUCUGAAAGAUCGCAUCAUUAAAAAAGGCGGCAAGAUUAUCAAAAGAUUAGAUUAUCCACCAACUAUAAAGAUGGUUAACAAUUGGAUAGCACGUAUUCAAUCAAAGUGGAUUGUAGUUUGCAACUUGGCUAUUCAAGCGGAAAAGCAACUAUUAGAAUAUUCUGAAUUUUUUGAAGAAAAUGUCUUUAUUAAAGAUUCUGUAACUAAGGAGACAGCCGAAUUGUGAUUGAUGUUUAAAAUAAUGUUAUGUUUGUUUUUUAUGAAACUUUUUUAGCUUUAUGGUAAUUACUGCCAAUUGUACUUUCAUACUCUGCUUAGAGAAACUUCUAUAAAAUAGCUAAAUUCUACUUUUUAACAGACAGCUGAAUUAUGAUUAUUUAAAAUACGAUAUAUUUUUUUAUUUGACAAUUUGUUGUUUUAUGGUAAUGAUAUUAAUAUAGUUUUUUUAUGUACUCUCAUUAAACGUUUUACAGAAAUCAUUAAUAAAUAAUACAUAUUUCUAUAAUUGUAUUUUAGCUCUAUUAGAUCUAAAUUCCAGAUAUAAUUUUCUCUAAAUAUAUUGUUAACAAAUCAAAUACCUCAACUAUUAAAUAAUAAAAUUAUCUGCCCAGAGCUACUUGAUCAAAUUUGUUUUAAAAUACCAGCUUAUAAUACCCGAUCUCAACAAUUAUUUUUUACUAUUCUAGGGAAAAAUAAUUUCAUUAAAUAUAGCCCAAUAAACCGUAUGUUAAUGUCUUGUAAUAAUAUUUCCAACUUUGAUUUUUUUUAUGAUUGUCCUAACAAAUUAAAAUGGGUAAUAACUAAUAAUAAUCAUUCUAACACAAAUAUUUAAUGUUAUAUUCAUAAUAAUUCAUUACUUCUAAUUUAUAUUAUUUUUAUACUUAAUAUCUAAUUAUUG
Messenger RNA from Daktulosphaira vitifoliae (grape phylloxera), 1323 nucleotides. RefSeq lists its product as uncharacterized. Lineage: Eukaryota; Metazoa; Arthropoda; Insecta; Hemiptera; Phylloxeridae. The record is from RefSeq and is a predicted model, not a curated record. The coding region runs from base 127 to 651 and encodes 174 amino acids. The transcript has 4 exons.